Messenger RNA from Pygoscelis adeliae (Adelie penguin), 4780 nucleotides. It is a transcript of the gene PPP1R12B, whose product is annotated as protein phosphatase 1, regulatory subunit 12B. Gene Ontology annotation, biological process: signal transduction. The transcript has 24 exons. Gene Ontology annotation, cellular component: cytoplasm; Z disc; A band. Gene Ontology annotation, molecular function: phosphatase regulator activity; protein kinase binding; enzyme inhibitor activity. Lineage: Eukaryota; Metazoa; Chordata; Aves; Sphenisciformes; Spheniscidae. Bases 33 to 2819 code for a protein of 928 amino acids. The record is from RefSeq and is a predicted model, not a curated record.
UCCUUCAGGCCUGUAUAGAUGAGAACCUGGACAUGGUGAAGUUCCUUGUAGAAAAUGGAGCCAAUGUGAACCAGCAAGAUAACGAGGGCUGGACCCCUCUUCAUGCAGUGGCAUCGUGUGGCUAUCUGAACAUAGCAGAGUACUUAAUUAGUCAUGGAGCCAAUGUGGCUGCUGUGAACAGUGAAGGUGAAGUCCCGUCUGACAUCGCAGAGGAAGCAGCCAUGAAGGACCUGCUUCUGGAACAAGUGAAGAAACAAGGUGUAGACCUAGACCUGGCAAGAAAAGAAGAGGAGCAGCAAAUGCUACAGGAUGCCCGACAGUGGCUGAACAGUGGGAGAAUUGAAGAUAUAAAGCAGCCUCGAACAGGUGCCACAGCUCUUCAUGUUGCUGCGGCAAAGGGCUAUUCUGAAGUCAUGAGGCUCUUGAUCCAGGCUGGGUUUAAUUUGAAUGUCCAGGACAAUGAUGGCUGGACUCCACUGCAUGCUGCUGCGCACUGGGGGGUGAAGGAAGCUUGCUCCAUCCUGGCUGAGGCACUGUGCGAUAUGGACAUCAGGAACAAGCUGGGCCAGACGCCAUUCGACGUGGCUGAUGAGGGACUAGUUGAGCAUUUAGAAAUGCUGCAGAAGAAACAGACUGUGUUACGAAGUGAGAAGGAGACGAGGAAUAAGCUAAUUGAAGCUGACAUGAACGGCAAGCCUCAAAGCGGACUCUUCACCAACAAAGAGAAGAUUCUUUAUGAGGAAGACAUGCUGAAGUCCUUGGAAAUGGAGGAAGAGAACAAGGACUCUAGCAGUUCUAGUUCUGAAGAAGAGGAAGAAGCUGAAGAAGAUGAAGUUUCAGAAUCAGAUGCUGAAAAGGAGACAGAAAGGAAGGAAGAGCCCUUUGCCAACCACUCCAGCCAUGAAACCAGGCCUAGCAUCACUGAGCAAAUACCACCACCCGAGCCCAACUCCUUCACUGCAUCUGCCAGAAGAUUCAGUUGGCUCAGCAAGUCAGAUGAGCAGAAGGAUGAGUCACCUUCAUCGUGGCGGCUGGGACUACGGAAGACUGGUAGUCACAACAUGUUGAGUGAAGUCGCUGCUACUCGUGAGGCGCAGAGAGAUAAGACUUCUUCUAUCUAUCGUUCUUCGUCAAGUCCUCGGAUAUCUGCAUUAUUAGACAACAAAGAAAAGGAUAAAGACAACAAGAGCUAUCUUGCCACAAUAGCCCCCAGAAGACUGAGCAGUACGAGCGAUAUAGAAGAAAAAGAAAACAGAGAAUCAGCUGUUAACCUAGUGCGGAGCGGCUCUUACACUCGGCAGCCAUGGAGGGAUGAAUCAAAGGGAAAUGAAGCUCCCCAUUCUGGUGCACCUACUACCUACGUAUCUACUUACUUGAAAAGUGCUUCAUUUGGUAGAAGUAGUGACCUCAGCAGUCCCUACAUUUCAGCCAGUCGCAAUACAUCUCUAGCUACCUCACCCACUACCAUUGGUUCAUCUACCUCAUUGGGCACCCCGUGGCAACCUGUCUCUUCCUGUCCCACAUCUCUCGGUGCGAACACUACUGCAUCAGCCCGCCAAUAUACCAGAGCCCCUUUCAGGCCACAAACUGAUUCUGCUGUAGAGAAAAAUACAGAGGGCAUCUCUGCUAGCACCCCCCUAGGUGUAAUCACAAAUCGUGCUAUACUCGGCUCUGCUAAUGGUAUUGCGAAUGCCGGUGCUGCCUCAACUACAGGAAAGGACUUCUCAGCUGAGGAAGCCAGGGAGCGCAGAAGGUCAUAUCUGACUCCGGUGCGGGAUGAGGAAGCAGAAUCGCUGAGGAAGGCACGAUCCAGGCAGGCCCGGCAGACUCGCAGGUCUACACAGGGUGUGACACUGACAGACCUUCAGGAAGCAGAGCGAACCUUCAGCCGGUCUCGGGCAGAGCGACAAGCUCAGGAACAGCAAAGUGAGAAAGCUGAGAGCACUGAGCCUGCUGAGGACAGCAGUGAAAGGCAGGAGACCCGUUCACGGUGGAGCAGAAAUACAGAUGAGGAGACUGUCUAUCGGCGAUUAAGGUGCCCAGUACAACCAGACAAACAUACGACACCUGUAUCUCCUUCGACGUCAGCACCUCUCCUUUAUACAAGUUCGUACCUGACUCGAACAAAUAAGUAUCUAGGUCUUGACUCUGUGAAUCCAGCAGACUUCAGAGGUGCAGCCACCGAGAUGGAGAAAAAUGAGUGUGAAGAUCAGGAUUUAGAUGACAGAUCUCCGAACAAACAGUCAAUCCGAGAGAGGCGGCGGCCAAAAGAGAGGCGAAGAGGCACCGGCAUCAUUUUCUCGACAAAAGAUGAUGAUGAUGAAGUUGAUGGAAAUGAGGAAGUGAAGGAAACUCGGCAUGAAAGACUUUCCAGGUUGGAAGCAGCUACAAACCCUGCCACCAGUGACUCCUCCUACAGCGAUCGUGCCUCCAGCCGCUCCAGUGCCUACACCCGGAGGGAGAACCGGUUAGCUGCCCUCAGCAGCAGAGCAGAAGAGGAGAGUAACAGGGACUAUAAGAAAUUAUAUGAAAGCGCCCUGUCUGAAAAUCAAAAGCUGAAGUCAAAACUGCAAGAAGCCCAGCUUGAAUUGGCCGACAUCAAAUCAAAGUUGGAAAAAGCAGCCCAGCAGAAACAGGAGAAGACUUCUGACCGGUCCAGCAUGCUGGAGAUGGAAAAAAGGGAGAAGCGAGCCCUGGAGCGGAAACUCUCUGAAAUGGAAGAGGAGAUGAAGAUUUUGACAGAGCUGAAGUCGGACAACCAAAGGCUGAAGGACGAGAACGGAGCCCUCAUUCGUGUCAUCAGCAAGCUCUCCAAGUAGGAAGCCUGAGCAAAGGCAGGAUGAAGAGGGGUGCCCCACACGAGCUGCCAACCCCGCCACCAAGCCCUACCCCCCUCUUUUCCUCCUGUCAAAAGUACAGCAAGCGUUUCAGCCAUGGGAUCAAUCUGUCACACCUGCCCUGCCCUGCCCUUUGCUGUACAUUCCCUUUCUGCCCUUAUUUCCCCCACAACACACACCCCUGCCAUUUUAUUAUUUUUAAUUUAAGCAUGUUGUGGUAUCUCGGACAUUUUAUUCAAGGGAGAAGAGAAACGCGAGGACUGGGUUUGAGCUGCCAAAACUUCUUCCUCCAGAAGCCCAGUAUUUGGUGUUGGACUCUGAUCUGGAGUAGGUAGCUCCUACUUUAAAAAGUGAUGCCUAAAGAACUAAUCCAGCACAUCCAAGCCCUUUACAGGUGGGAAAUGUGAACAUGGGCUGGGACUCUGAGGGUGCACAUCAACCCACCCAAGAUGUGGGACUCUGGUUAAAAUGUGAUGCUGUGAAAGCCACCAGGGCUGAUUUCUGUAACAGGCUGACGACAGUUGCUUUGCACAGAGACCUUCUUCUCCUUUCGCCCCAGUAGACCAAGUCUUUUAUUUAAUAUAAGAUUUCGAACCUGUUCAGUAACAUCAGCGCUGACUCUCGGCGUCAGAUCCCUCACCCUGCCUUUCCUCCGCAGCCUGGGUGAUUUGGUAUCACGUUGUAUCCUUCCAGGGCUCCUGUCUCAGCAGUUGGUAGCGUCUGCUAAUUGCAUCUGGACUCUUGCUCCUCAGGAUAGGAUGUAUCGCAGAUACUUGCCAAGCUUCCUGAAGGACAAGCUUGAACCCCUAGAGAUCCUCUGCUGCUUUCACAAGCAUAUGAGCGUGAAUCACUUUGCAGGGAGCUGGGCCCACACCAGAAACCAGCCUCCCCGUCCUAACAUGUCUGGGACGUUUUCCUGCUAUCUUCAUGAAGGCAGAGCCCUGUAGAGGAGUCUGGUCAGGUAUUUCAGGCACCUUGCUUUGAUUUGCAGCAGGAGGCUGACCAAGUGAAAGGCAGCACUGGUUUGUUUGUAGAGAGAGGGAAUGCCAGAGUCCAGUCCCACCCACCCAUCUGUUGGUGAAGAAGCUUGAUGAAGUUGGGUUUCGAGGCAGAGGAGCAUGAAGCGGUGAUCGCUUGUCCUCCCGCAUGCCUUGGAAAGGUGUGGGUGCAUCGGUGUCAGAGGGACAAGGAGCUACCCUUGGGCGUGCUGGUAACUGUAUUGCUAUGAUGAAAGUCUUUUAAUCUGUCAAUAAGCCUUGACCUUGAAGGAAACCUCAAAAAAAAACCUCUUUAAUGUUAUACGUACUCAGAACAGUUUCAGAUUGUUCUCUCUAUGGGCAUUUAGACAGUGGCUCCUCUACAUGCUGUGUGAUUUUGAUGAUAGCAGCAAUAACCUGUCAUCAGAUCUGUUGAGCUUCCCCUUAAUAGACUCCUUUCAAACAAUAACUUCCCUUUCAGAGACUUCUUGCUGUAUCCAAACCACUUUCCCAUCUACAUCCUUCCAUAUUUGUCCUUUCAUUUCCUUUGUCCUUUGAUUUCCCUGCUCUGUCUGGCUGAGAGUUGCAGUCUCAGUCACUGAACUUGGAGGUUGCCAUGAAGAAGUUCUACCUACGUUCCCAGGCACCUCUGCUGAUUGUGGGCUCGUGGCUCCCGCCGGGCUGGUGGGACUCUUUCCACUAUGAGAGAGAUAGAUGAGAUACUUGAACAUGAGCAUAAGUCUUGAGCUUGCUCAACAGGGUAAAAUUUAUCUCUAUCAGUCAAUCCUGGGCUUUUUGGAGGGUUUUGCUGGUUAUUGCUUCAGAAGGCAUGUGUAUUUUCCUCUUCCUUGGCUUUUUUUCUUUGGGUGUUUUUUUUUUUCUAAUUCUCCAUUUUUUCCCCUCCCCAUCCUGCCUGUUUCCACCUCUCUAGCUCUUCUUAGAGCUGCCGGCUUUUCCCCAGGCAGC